Molecule: messenger RNA, 1730 nt
Organism: Patiria miniata (bat star)
Lineage: Eukaryota; Metazoa; Echinodermata; Asteroidea; Valvatida; Asterinidae
Product: DDB1- and CUL4-associated factor 17-like
Exons: 12
Coding region: 299-1237 (312 amino acids)
Biological process (GO): protein ubiquitination
Cellular component (GO): Cul4-RING E3 ubiquitin ligase complex
Source: RefSeq, a predicted model, not a curated record
GAAGAUUUGUAUUUAUAAGCCAUUUAUGAUCUUAUAAUAGUUAUAUGUUUCAACCAAAUCUGUUUUCAGCCUCCUGUCCUGCAACGACUCCAUAUCAAUAUCAUCUUUGCACAGGCGUAGGCACCUCUUCUGCACCUUUUCUAACAAAUUAAUAUUCUCUUUGAUAGACUCCGUUCAACGAGUACUGGUAUUCCAGGGCUUUCUUUAUGCGAAGCACAACACAUUUCUCAGCAUUGAAUUCAAGCAGCCAAAGCUUCGGCCAGACAGCAAGUAACAUUCUUGAUGGGUAACGAACUGAAUGGUAAUCAUGUCUGAUCAACUGAUAUGGACAUGUGGCAAACCCAACAUCGCUCUUCAUUUACGGGACAGAGAGGCAGGCUUUGGAAAAGCUCCAGCAUACAGACGCAACUGUCGAAUGUGGAGAACACUCAUUUGUGAUAAAAGUUCAGUUUACAAGAAGACAUGGAGUUUGACCUCUAAAAAUAGGAUAUACUACAUAGGAGAUCGACUUUACCUGGAUGACUUUAGGACAUGUUACAGUCUGAAUGGACUUCAUGCCAUGCCUACAAUAGUGUAUACAAAUCCAGACAAGUCACACACCUAUAAAUUGGAGGCUAACCUUCACUGCUCUGCUGAACUAAACAUAUUACCCAUGGUAGAUGGUGAGCACAGACCCUACGUACUUGGUCUUACUAAAUGCCAGAACCUCAUCCGAAUUGAUCUUCAGACUGGUCAGAUCUUGAAGAAGAUAUAUCUUGGUCACCAUCAUUUGUGCUUGAAGUACAUGUAUUUGAAUUGGGAUGUCUUUCAAGAAAGGGCAGUGGUAUGUUCAACUCAAUCUAAGUCAGCAGAAGGGAUGAUGAAGUCAUUUGUGCUAUUCAGUGUUUUCCCUUUGGAAGUGAUUGGACAUCUCACUGUUACCCAGCAGGUUUUUGGUGCAGAUAUUUGCAAUGCAAACGUAAGCGAUGGCAUGUUAAUCGUGAUGCAUAGAAAUGACAGAGUGAGGAUGUAUAACUUGGACAAGAUUAUAAAUGAGCAGAAUAUGAAAUUUCGACAGCGCCUGGGAGAAGUAUCCCAAACUACCAGUACCGGUACUUGUAGUUCAUCAUCAGGAGCUGUGGGAUCAUUUCCAACAGGAAUACCAGCUGAUAUACAUAUAACAGACAGACUUCAUCCCUUACGGGAUCGUCUAAGGCUGAUGGCCUGCCUCUUAUCGGGGAAACACUCCGAGAACUAGAAGUUUCAAGACAAGCUGCCCAGAUCGUCCUUGCAUCCUGGCGAACGUCCACCAGGAAAUGCUACAGGUCAGCAUUACGGAAGUGGCUUUACUUCUGUUGUCAGACAAGGACUGAUCCUAUUCGACCAAAUGUAACUACAGUGGUUGACUUUCUUGCCGCAGAAUUUCAAAAAGGCAGUGAAUACAGCAGCCUCAACACACUGUGGAGUACUAUAUUGGCGGUAACCCUACCAAUAGAGGGCGUGACCAUGGGUUCACACCCGCUCAUCAAAAGGCUAUUGACAGGUGCAUUUAACCUUAGACCACCAAUACCGCGGCACUCACAGAUGUGGGAUGUGACUAAGGGAAUAAAUGUGUGUUUGGGUAACACUCUGUUUAAGACCGGUUUGAGUCUGGGUGCAUGAUAAUUAUUUUGCAUGAGCAAUUAUCACCCAUCCAGACUCCAACUGGUCCUAAACAGAGUGUGUAAUACCGACCAAGCACAUAUUUAUUC